This is a messenger RNA of Miniopterus natalensis, 3914 nucleotides long. NCBI's taxonomy places the organism in Eukaryota, Metazoa, Chordata, Mammalia, Chiroptera, Miniopteridae. The record is from RefSeq and is a predicted model, not a curated record.
UUUCAUUGUUUUUACGAUUUUUUCUGAACUUUUCGGUGGCAGAACUAAAUUGUAAUUGCUGGGUUCCACAGACUGGCCUCUUCUGGGUUUCAAACCGUCUCAGACAUAGAUGUAAGAAUGAUGAAGAUGAACUUCUACCUUCAGUUUAACUAUAGAUCAACACAUCAUCUUGCAUCUCAUGGGUUCUAUGAAUUUUUAAAUUGGUUUGAUGAAAGAGCAUGGUAUCCACUAGGAAGAAUAGUAGGUGGUACUGUUUACCCAGGGUUAAUGAUAACAGCUGGCCUUAUCCAUUGGAUAUUAAAUACAUUGAACAUAACAGUUCACAUAAGAGAUGUAUGUGUGUUCCUUGCACCAACUUUUAGCGGCCUUACAUCUAUAUCUACUUUCCUGCUUACCAGAGAACUUUGGAACCAAGGAGCAGGACUUUUAGCUGCUUGUUUUAUUGCUAUUGUACCAGGCUACAUUUCUCGAUCAGUAGCUGGAUCCUUUGAUAACGAAGGCAUUGCUAUUUUUGCACUUCAGUUCACAUACUACUUAUGGGUAAAAUCUGUAAAAACUGGGUCUGUUUUUUGGACAGUGUGCUGCUGCUUAUCGUAUUUCUAUAUGGUCUCUGCUUGGGGUGGUUAUGUGUUUAUUAUCAACCUUAUUCCACUGCAUGUAUUUGUGUUAUUACUGAUGCAGAGAUACAGCAAAAGAGUCUACAUAGCAUAUAGCACUUUCUACAUUGUGGGUUUAAUAUUAUCCAUGCAGAUACCCUUUGUGGGAUUCCAGCCAAUCAGAACAAGUGAGCACAUGGCAGCUGCAGGUGUCUUUGCAUUGCUGCAAGCUUAUGCUUUCUUGCAGUAUCUGAGAGACCGAUUAACAAAACAAGAGUUCCAGACCCUUUUCUUUUUGGGUGUAUCAGUAGCUGCAGGUGCUGUGUUCCUUAGUGUCAUCUAUUUGACUUACACAGGUUACAUUGCACCAUGGAGUGGCAGGUUUUACUCAUUGUGGGACACUGGGUAUGCAAAAAUACAUAUUCCAAUUAUUGCAUCAGUAUCUGAGCAUCAACCUACGACUUGGGUGUCUUUCUUCUUUGAUCUACAUAUUCUUGUGUGUACCUUCCCAGCAGGCCUAUGGUUCUGCAUUAAAAAUAUCAACGAUGAAAGAGUAUUUGUUGCUCUGUAUGCAAUCAGCGCUGUCUACUUUGCUGGAGUGAUGGUGCGGCUGAUGUUGACUUUGACUCCGGUCGUCUGUAUGCUGUCUGCAAUUGCCUUCUCAAAUGUUUUUGAGCACUAUUUGGGGGAUGACAUGAAAAGGGAAAACCCACCUGUGGAGGACAGCAGUGAUGAGGAUGACAAAAGAAACCCAGGAAAUUUGUAUGAUAAGGCAGGUAAAGUCAGGAAACAUGUAACUGAACAGGAAAAAACUGAAGAGGGAUUGGGUCCUAAUAUAAAAAGCAUUGUCACCAUGUUGAUGCUGAUGCUAUUGAUGAUGUUUGCAGUCCACUGUACGUGGGUCACAAGCAAUGCCUACUCUAGUCCAAGUGUGGUCCUGGCCUCUUACAAUCAUGAUGGCACCAGGAAUAUCUUAGAUGAUUUUAGAGAAGCUUACUUUUGGCUAAGGCAAAAUACAGAUGAACAUGCCCGAGUGAUGUCUUGGUGGGAUUAUGGCUAUCAGAUAGCUGGAAUGGCUAAUAGAACUACUUUGGUGGACAAUAAUACCUGGAAUAACAGCCACAUAGCACUGGUGGGAAAAGCUAUGUCUUCAAAUGAAACAGCAGCCUAUAAAAUCAUGAGGAGUCUGGACGUAGAUUAUGUUUUGGUUAUUUUUGGAGGGGUUAUUGGCUAUUCUGGUGAUGACAUCAACAAGUUUCUCUGGAUGGUUAGGAUAGCUGAAGGGGAACAUCCAAAAGACAUUCGGGAAAGUGACUAUUUCACCCCACAAGGAGAAUUCCGUGUAGACAAAGCAGGAUCCCCCACUUUAUUGAAUUGCCUUAUGUAUAAAAUGUCAUAUUACAGAUUUGGGGAAAUGCAGUUGGAUUUUCGUACACCCCCGGGUUUUGAUCGAACACGUAAUGCUGAGAUUGGAAACAAGGACAUUAAAUUCAAGCAUUUGGAGGAGGCCUUUACAUCAGAACACUGGCUUGUAAGAAUAUAUAAAGUGAAAGGACCUGAUAACAGGGAAACACUAGACCACAAACCUCGAGUCACCAACAUUUUCCCAAAACAGAAGUAUCUGUCAAAGAAGACUACGAAAAGGAAGCGUGGCUACAUUAAAAAUAAGCUCGUUUUUAAGAAAGGCAAGAAAAUAUCUAAGAAGACUGUUUAAAGAAGACUGUUUAACACUGUUCUGGUUCCUAACUUGAAGCAGUUGUCCUUGUGAGAACCAGUCUUUGCCUUUAGCUCACGUCAUGUUUCACAGCAACAGAGGGUACAGAGAACCAUCACUGUUCCAGGUUAAUGUACAAAAUUUCCUGGCAAUGCCUGAUUUCAAAAAUAAAAUUGGUUUAUUGAGAACAGCUGUUUUUGACUUGUAACGUGAAGCAAGACAGAGCACUGCUGUAAAUGUUUAACAGCAGAUUUUUAUUUUAUUUUUUUUUUGGUACAUAUUAUCCUUCAAAUCUGAGAAUUUGGACUAAUUGCACCAAAGAACCCUCUAAUUUGGUCCCUGGCACAUGCAUACUUAUCAAUGUUUUUAUUCUUUUACAAGACCUGCAUUUUUUUUAAUUACCCAAAUAGCAAUAUAUAAAGUAAAAAUGACAAAAUGUGAUACAAGCUUCUUGAAUCAGUAAACUAGUACAGGUCUGAGAAAGAGGUAUUAGAAACAUAAUUAUACUUCUUUGAAUUAUAUUUAUUUUCGUGUUUCUCCAGUGCAAAGACUGUUUCAUCAAAUGCACAUUUUCUGUUGCUUACUGUUUGCUCUAAGAAGCAGCUGCUGUUUCAAAUAUGAACCUCUGAGUAACUAAUUGAUUCAGAUAGUUUUUUAUGUUGACGUAUUAUUGCUGCUGUUAGCAGUUGUUUUCACCAGGUACUUGACAGAGCAGAUCUCAUACGUUGUUCAUUCAAGGGCUAAAUUUAUAUCCUUUGGAAAUCAUGGCAACUGCACAGAAUGUUGCUUACUAGAAUAGAGUUUGUAUCUCAGCACUGAGGUUAGCACUGAGGUUACUAGGAUGGAGUUUGUAUCUCAGCACUUAUGUUUACAUGUUGUAAAACAUUAAGGAAGAAACCGUUAAAGUGGACAGGUGUCCAAAGUUCACUAUCUGUGACUCUUCAAAAUGACAAAGGAUUUGUAAACUUUGCCUAGAGUUCUCUCGUUUUAUAACAGUUUCGUCUAUCACAAUGAUUUUGUCUUCUGCUCCAUAUUGUUUUAAUCCCGUAAGCAUUUGAUGAAACACUCUUUAAUGCUAUUUGAAUUUUUCUUAAAAGAUGUGACAGUUGUCAAAAAUGCACUAAAAUAUAAAUGGAGAUUGAAUAUGUUCACUUUCCAGCUUAUAGGCAACUUUAUAUAGACUUGAACAUUUUCUCCAGUUUAGUAAAAGUGAAAGAAAGUGUUUUUCCUGCCACAGGAUAUAACUUUUUUUAUACAAACAAGCAUAACUUACACCACUGCUUUUGGUGGAAAAGUACAGAAUAGUAUGUACCUUUUAUGAAGAAAAGUGUAAUUUACAAUAUUCCGUGAGAAUGUUACUGCUGAUUUUCUUUUCCAAAGUGUAGAAUAUUCUUUGAUUUAUAGAAAUUCAUUUUUGACCCAGAUGAUGGUUCUUUUACAGACCAAUAAAAUGGCUGAACAUUUUCACAAGUAAAUUGUAACUAAAUCUGGAUUUCUGAUACCUUGUCAUUUGGGGGAUUUUAUUUUACUUUGUUGCUUUAAAAUUCAAUGCGGAGAAGUUGUUGACUGUAGGGGAAAUAAAGUUAAUUCAAAUUUUGUGUUAA